Messenger RNA from Fragaria vesca subsp. vesca, 645 nucleotides. RefSeq names its product ubiquitin-like-specific protease 1-like. The transcript is spliced from 6 exons. Gene Ontology annotation, biological process: proteolysis. Lineage: Eukaryota; Viridiplantae; Streptophyta; Magnoliopsida; Rosales; Rosaceae. Gene Ontology annotation, molecular function: cysteine-type peptidase activity. The annotation marks the transcript as partial. The record is from RefSeq and is a predicted model, not a curated record.
AUGUCAGAAUUGGAUGAGAAGAUUAUCCGCUAUGUCUGUAUGGUUGGUAUGAACAUAUCCGAAACUGAUAAAAGUAUGCAAUCAAUCACUCGGGCAGAGAUAAGGUGUCUGCUGCCAAGCGUUUACAUAUCAGGAAGUGUAAUAAAUUACGUGGCUGCCUAUCUAAACAAUGGUGGAGGCAGGAACUGGUACUGGCCAACACAUUUUAAGGUUGAAGCAAUAAAGGACGAAGGUAGGUCGUCUUCACUGUGGGCGAGGCACACUAGGAAAAUAUGCAGGCUGCCCAGAUUUAACGCACGAUUUCACAACUGUGAUAAAAUAUUCAUACCAAUUCAUGAUCCUCAUAUCGACAAAGGACAUUGGGUGCUUGUCGUGGUCGACAUGGUGAAAAAGGUUGCGGAAGUAUGGGACAGCUUAUGUGAAAGUGGAUUGACUGCACGAAGAAUUGACGGAAUCUCAAAAUUGCUGAAACACAUAGACCGGGUUAUGCUGUUUGAAAAUUAUAUGUACUGUGAUGGCAAUAACAGUGUGGGAGAUUUUCAAAUUUUGGAGGCGGAGAACGUGCCAAUUCAGCAGAACACAUAUGACUGUGGGAUAUAUGUUAUACAGAAUAUGCAACACUAUGGGACAAACUGGGCAUACGAG